Messenger RNA from Centrocercus urophasianus (Greater sage-grouse), 3637 nucleotides. RefSeq names its product lysine acetyltransferase 7 (gene KAT7). Gene Ontology annotation, cellular component: nucleus. Gene Ontology annotation, biological process: regulation of DNA-templated transcription. The record is from RefSeq and is a predicted model, not a curated record. The coding region runs from base 81 to 1916 and encodes 611 amino acids. Lineage: Eukaryota; Metazoa; Chordata; Aves; Galliformes; Phasianidae. Gene Ontology annotation, molecular function: histone acetyltransferase activity; zinc ion binding. The transcript has 15 exons.
CUAACACGGCGGCCACCGCCGCUUCACGAGCCGGGGGCGCCGGGGACCAGGCAGCCUCGCUGCCCCCGCCCCCUCCGAGGAUGCCGCGCAGGAAGAGGAACGCUGGCAGCAGCUCGGAUGGAACAGAGGACUCCGAUUUCUCCACAGAUCCAGAGCAUACAGACAGCUCUGAAAGCGAUGCCACAUCACGGCGAUCCGCCCGUGUGACCCGCUCCUCAGCCAGGCUCAGCCAGAGCUCCCAAGAUUCCAGCCCGGUUCGCAAUCCGCCCUCGUUUGGAGCAGAAGAACCAGUCUAUUCCACGAGGAGGGUGACCCGCAGCCAGCAGCAGCCUGCCCCUGUGACCCCAAAGAAAUACCCGCUCCGGCAGACCCGCUCUUCUGGAUCAGAAACAGAGCAAGUGGUUGACUUUUCUGACAGAGACACUAAAAAUGCGGCGGAUCACGAUGAGUCUCCACCUCGUACCCCCACUGGGAAUGCCCCUUCCUCAGAGUCUGAUAUUGACAUCUCCAGUCCAAACGUAUCCCACGAUGAGAGCAUUGCCAAGGACAUGUCCAUGAAGGAUUCAGGAAGUGACCUGUCUCACCGCCCGAAGCGCCGCCGCUUCCAUGAGAGCUACAAUUUCAACAUGAAAUGUCCCACUCCUGGUUGUAACUCUUUAGGACACCUAACUGGAAAACACGAGCGGCACUUCUCCAUAUCAGGAUGCCCACUGUAUCACAAUCUGUCAGCAGAUGAGUGCAAGGUGCGAGCGCAGAGCCGGGAUAAGCAGAUUGAGGAGAGGAUGCUGGCCCAUCGGCAGGACGACAACAACAGGCACGCCACCAGGCACCAGGCACCAACAGAGAGACAGCUUCGAUACAAAGAGAAAGUAGCUGAACUCAGGAAGAAGAGGAAUUCAGGACUAAGCAAGGAGCAAAAAGAAAAAUACAUGGAACACAGGCAAACCUAUGGCAAUACUAGGGAACCUCUUCUUGAGAACCUGACCAGUGAGUAUGACCUUGAGCUUUUCCGAAGAGCACAAGCACGGGCAUCUGAGGACCUGGAAAAGCUGCGGCUCCAGGGCCAGAUCACAGAAGGCAGCAAUAUGAUCAAAACCAUCGCUUUUGGCCGCUAUGAACUGGACACCUGGUACCAUUCUCCCUACCCAGAGGAGUACGCUCGUCUGGGGCGUCUCUACAUGUGUGAGUUCUGCCUCAAGUACAUGAAGAGCCAGACAAUACUGCGCAGACACAUGGCAAAAUGUGUUUGGAAACAUCCACCAGGUGAUGAAAUCUACCGCAAAGGCUCCAUUUCAGUUUUUGAAGUGGAUGGGAAAAAGAACAAGAUCUACUGUCAAAACCUAUGUCUGCUGGCAAAACUUUUCUUGGACCAUAAAACAUUGUAUUAUGAUGUUGAACCCUUCCUCUUCUAUGUCAUGACAGAAGCUGACAACACUGGCUGCCACCUGAUAGGAUAUUUCUCUAAGGAGAAGAAUUCUUUUCUCAAUUACAAUGUCUCUUGUAUCCUGACAAUGCCCCAGUACAUGAGGCAAGGCUAUGGCAAGAUGCUCAUUGACUUCAGCUAUUUGCUUUCUAAAGUAGAAGAAAAAGUCGGCUCUCCAGAGCGACCUCUGUCUGAUUUGGGUCUCAUCAGCUACAGGAGCUACUGGAAGGAAGUUCUCCUUCGUUACCUGCAUAAUUUCCAAGGAAAAGAGAUCUCUAUAAAAGAAAUCAGCCAGGAGACUGCAGUAAACCCUGUCGACAUUGUUAGUACAUUGCAGGCACUGCAGAUGCUGAAGUACUGGAAGGGAAAACACCUGGUCCUGAAAAGACAGGAUCUGAUCGACGAAUGGAUAGCCAAAGAGGCAAAAAGAUCCAACAGCAAUAAGAUAAUGGAUCCCAGCUGUUUGAAAUGGACCCCUCCUAAGGGAACUUAGCUGUCUGUCACUCCUGAAGCCAGUGAACCCCAGCAGUAGGAAGUACCCUCGGGAUCUCUGUUGUACCUGUUGCUGUUGUGAUUGGCUGGUACAGUACCCUCCCAAAAGAUCAGCUCCCCUUGGUACUGUUCUGGCCCAGAUCUUUUGUGCACACCAGAAGCUAGUUCUGAGGAACUUGAUGUUUCGGCCUCAAUGAGGUUGCAAGGAUUGGAUCUGUGUAGGACCCACACGAAGCUCCUAGCAGCGCUGGCCCAAGGAGUUCUGAUAUCUGGUACUGUACCUGUCCAGUCACUGGUCUCACCCUCAUGUUCUCAUUCCGAUGAGGUUGUGUUGUGUCCCGUUACCUGGUUGUUUCUUCCUUCAGGUUCCUUGCUUUGUACGUAACGGAGGUGACUUCUGUGGCUUUGGAACAAGGUCUAAUAACACUUGUUUGCAGAAAGGCUGUUUUCCUAGCGAGCUGCCAUUUACACUGACUUCAGCAUUUGUAACUAGUCCUGUCUGACAGACUGUUCCAUUCCACGUAUGAAAUAAUUGUACUAAAGCAACACGCCACCUCUUUGGGCAGUGUUUUCUCCUACAAUCCAGUAGGUCUUCACAUAGUUAAGGUUGUGCAGUCAGAAGCUGAUGUAUCUUAGGAGCGAGCGGUGGGAUUGUUAGCGUUAUCCCAGGGAGUGCAGGCUGACUGCCUGAGGGUGUCACAGUCUGAUGAGCUUCAUGGAGCUGCUCUUGUGUGCUCCUGGAGCUACAGCACUACCACUUCUGUUGGAGGCACUUCUGUCACUGCUAUUGCUGCUUGCCUCGUUUUCCUCUUGGAGUUGGUGGGUUCCUUCCCACAGCAGCAGCCCGUGAGUGUAUUUCGCUGGAGGUGUUUUGGAUCGUAGGCCUCUUUCUACUGAGGAAGAUUUUUUUCCUCAAGAUUGAAGAAAUGAAAAUCUUCGCUACAGAUAAAUAUUUGCCAGCCUUAUCCAAACAGCCACAGAAACCCUGACAUCCGAAUAUCACCAGUUGUUGGAUUGCCUACAGUUCAUGUUCUGUGCAUCAGUGGCAGCUUCACGUAGCUGUGUGGAUGGUUUGUUUCUCUGACAGUGCAUCCUGGUUUGUCUUUGUAAAACAAGAAAGCUUUUACUUCUUCUGUCCCAUCAGCAGAACCAGAUGAAGCUAUCAUGCAAUGGCUUUCAAGUGUAACCACUGUCCUUGUGCCACGAGUUUGCUAUAUGGCUCCAGUGUGAUUAAAAGAAGGGGACACACUUGGAGCAGGCGAUGGCAGCGUCGUACAGUGCUGAUUUCAUCCUUCCAAUGCUUUUCUGUUGAAUGGUGACUGAAGUGAAGCACUUGCAGCAUACCAUACCAGUAGGUAGGAGCUGUUUCCUGUUAACCACUGACCCAUCCUUGUGUGGAAAAGUUCUCUGUUGCCCUUCUGGUGGUUGUCUGCCUUUCUCUGCCUCUUUAAAAAAGAAAAAAAGAAAAAAAAAAAACAAGAAAAAAACCCCAGAUCAUCAGUCAAUGAUGUGUACUUUGUGGGCAUUACUGAAUUUUGCUGUCUCGUGCCCUUUGCUCCUGUAUUGUAACUAAAUACAGCUACUCAUGAAAAUAUCCAACCAAGUAGAUCUGUGGAGUAGGGAAGAAGGCCGUUCUUGUACAGAAGCUGAUCCCUGUUCCCAUGAUGUGGUAGAAUGUGCUGUUCUUGUAUCUACUUCUCAAUAAAGCAUGUUCUCUGCUCA